Messenger RNA from Leptosia nina, 3264 nucleotides. The record is from the annotation of a GenBank genome assembly. NCBI's taxonomy places the organism in Eukaryota, Metazoa, Arthropoda, Insecta, Lepidoptera, Pieridae.
AUGUCUAAGAACGACGACAGUCUCUUCCUCCUGGAGGUUCUCAUAGACAAAAUUGUGUUCGUGAAAAGCCCUUGUUUCUCAGACAAAGACUUCAGAACGUGUGUCAAUAUUGAAUGCAAUGCCGUCGAACCCUUGGAGAUAUGUGAUGAUGAUCCCAACGUGGGCAUCGCAAAGAGUGGCGGUCCGUUCGUGAAGCCCUUCAAUACGGGCAAAUCAUGUCUGUUUUCUCUUAAAGAAAGUGACAUUAACGCAGCCAUGAGCAAAUUCCCAGUAAAGGUGUCAGUGUACAAAUCCUUACCAUGCGGUUGUCUCCCGACGAAGAUAAUAAUGGGCGAAUGUACGAUCGACAUGACGAAAGAAUUUGUAGAGACUAGGAAAAAUUUUCUCGAUGAUCCAACCAGUGUCAGUUAUCAAGCACUUAAGGAUUCCUUCCGUUUCGUUGGACCCGACGGGGAAGAGACUGGCGAGAUCGUUAUGUUCCUACGCAUAUCCUGUUUUGGGAAGCUGAUCAUAACAUCAUUUCAAGGAGCUAGUGGUGGUGGUGCUCCUAACCUGGGUGGAAAAUCUGGUGGGAGCGCGGGUAUUGUUGAUAGGUCAUGUGCGCCUAAGAAGGAUUACCAGACAACUGAUGAUCCUUGUGUCUGUGGAGCUGCUCGUGGGCAUGGUGGCGCAGGAGGUUCAGGAUAUACAUGCACAGGCGGUGGUGGUGCUAUCUGUCCACCUGCUCGUGACCAAUACAACAGCAUGCCUUGUGAAGAUCCAGACGACCCCUGUUAUUGCUCUGGUCCUAAACCACCCGAAAAACAAAAGAUGGUUUGUCGAAACACCGAUCAAUAUUGCCUACACGUUCCUAAAGGUCGCACUAAACAAUUUGAGGAAAUAGGCACAACUCUGGGUGAAAAUGAGCUUAAAAUCAAAGUUCCUGCUAAUGCAUCAAUAAUCAAGAAAAUAAGCCAAACACAUUGCGCCAUGCAAUGUCCCUAUAGCAAAAAAUCUGCUGAUGGUGGCCCUUGCGAACCACCUUGUGGGAAGAACCAGAUAAGUUUAGCUUUACCCAGCGAAGCGGUCUGUUGCCAUGGAGCCCGGCCAGCAGACACACAGUUUACUUGCACAACAGAAGGAUGUCUUCAAGCCUCAAAACAUGGCCAACAAGCCGCUAUGGCUCGCGGUGAUAAUCAACAAGAUCUCCCGAACAGAGAUGUUUUUGUCCUCAAAGUAGCUAAAACAGCGCUGCAAGGUGACAGAAAGUGCAAACUAGAAAUAGAAUUAGCGACACCAAAAGCAGCGGAUAAGAAACCGCCGGUGACAAAACAAAAUACUAGAAUACAGUCAGACCUCGAUUGCGAAUGCGAUUGCUGCCCGACUGGAAACAAGGUAAUUUUUCAAGUACCAACGGAUUCGUGUGGCAACGGGCACAAGCAACGUGCUUAUUUCAAUUUCACAUCUGACGGCGUUGGCGAUUUAGCUAGAGAUGAACCCGGCCAUUUAAUACCACCAACUGCUGAGAAUUAUCCAGGAGCUGUUUAUGAUUUUCCCAAGCAAGUAAUAAAAAUUCGAGUGGGCAAAGUUGUCGAAAUGCCUGGGCGAAAGUCUAAAUUAGAAUAUCAGUUUAUCACUCCAAUAGAAACGCAUGAAAAGAUCGUUCCUGUUAAAGACACACGGACUGCCCAAUGUGUCCUGUCGAGCUUGCUCAUCUACCAAGAACUGACCGAUGAACAAAAAAUAAAGUUAUUAACGAAAAGCAGUGUGGAACUUCCAAUGCACAAAUACAAAAAUAACUCCAAGCUGUAUGACUAUCUUAUGCCCGUACCAUUACAUGAAAUUGGUAUCGUCGACACCCUCAAGAUAUCUGCUAAAAGGAAGCUUCCUUCAUCAAGAGACUCGGAUUGUUGCUCCAAUUUCUAUCCGUCUUCUACAUCGCUGAUGAGUAAACGAACUAUGCGCACUAUUUAUCCAAGACGCUCGUACUCUAUAUUAAACCAAUAUUCAGACAAAGGUAGUCUAUUCGGUGAAAAGGAAACGGCAGUAUACAUGACUAUUUUUGACGAAUACUGUCCAAGUAAAAGUUCAGGUACUCAAGCUACAGCGCUUAUCAAUAAGUGUUUUCAAGUUUACAGUGACCAUACAUCAAUUGAAAUGGGUUCCAGCAAAUUUUCUUCAUGCACCAUGUCCACCUUACCACUUGGAGGCAGUAGUCGGUAUGUCACUGAUAGAAUGCGAUAUUCAGAUAUUUACUUCUUUGGUAGAAAAAAGGAACCAGAAAAGGGGAUGGGAGGAAAGGGAUCCAAAACCAGAUUAUGCAGAACAGGUCAGGCUUCUUCUGCGGCAUGCAAAAGUACGGAUAUGAAGGGCCGAUCGAAAGAUCAGAGUACAUGUUCAUCACAGACCAAACGGAAAAUGGGUGCCAAUACUUCGACCGGGACAUGUAAAUCGGUAACAAUAAAAGACGAUAAACCCGAAAAGCCUUGCCCGGCUUUGGCCGCAACGAAAGGCGAAAUGAUGGCAACGGUAUCGCAUAUUAAAAUAGGACCUAAAGAACCUUGUCCAGUACACGGUAGAGACCCGUGUCAAGGUCCAAAGUGUAUCUUAGCUGCGUCCAGUGAAGACCAAGCACCUGUUAAAGUAACGACGGUUACUAAUGCCCGACGUGGCGUAUUCGAGCUGGUUAUUCGGAAAAUAACAGGCGCACCCUUAGCUAAAAACGAGCUUCUCUUAGAAUGGACUCCACCACCAUCGAGACCACCACCAUGCAGCGCACCAUGCCCGAUACCCUGUACAUUUCCAGGGCCCUGCCGACCGUCGAAAUGUAAAUUAAUAGUGUGCAAACCCUCACCGUGCAAGCCCAAAUGCUGUAAAACGAAGCCGUGCGGGCAGCCCUGCCGGCCCCCGUGCAAGAAAUGCUGCAAAACGAGUUGUUGUGGCAAACCAUGUUCGUCAUGCGCGCCAUUUCCACCACCGCCCUGUAGGAAACCGUGCACGCCGCCCUGCUGCAGAUCGCCGUGCAGGAGUUCACCAUGCUUGAAACCAUGCCCGGUCGGAAGGAAACGACCACGUAGAGCAAGGAGUCAGCCGAAGAUCAAGUCGCACAAGAAACGUGAAUCUCCUUGCAGUAACAGAGUGAAGACGUGCCCAGUGGUAAAAUGCCGUAGCAUGCCUGGUUGCUGUACAAUGCCGUUGCCCUGCCCACCAAGGAAAUGUUGUUCUGUUGCACCAUGCAAGCCUCUCAAGUGCUGCAAAAGUAAUUGCUCUUCUUGCUGCGGUUAA